CGUCGUUUUAUUAACGUAUUAACCAACCAGGAUAGGGUUGUUAGGUACUGCCCCCGUGUCGUUUUUGCUUGCCUAACCGCCCGUAUUGCCGUUUGUUGUUUUGUUUUUGAUUGUCGUCGGUGUUGUCGUGCUUGCAUCCGUGUCGCGACUCGCGAAUGACUUCAUGCGAAAAGCAUAUGUUUGUCGGUGUGUUUGUAUAGUAAGUUUGUUCGUUGGUUGCUCAUCCGCCACGCGGGUGUCAUGUCGAGGUACCCGACGCUGCGCGCUUGCGGCUACGAGCUGGACCGGACCAUCGGCACCGGUGGCUUUGGCAAAGUCAAACUGGCCACGCACACGUUGACUGGCGAGAAGGUGGCCAUCAAGAUCAUGGAUAAGACCAAACUGGGCAAAGACCUGCCGCGAGUCAAGCUCGAGAUCAGCGCGCUAAAGAACCUGUCCCAUCCCAACAUUUGCAAGCUUUACCAGGUGAUUGAGACCGAGUCGCACUGCUACGUUGUCAUGGAGUACUGUUCGGGUGGUGAGUUGUUCGAUCACAUUGUUGAGAAAAGCCGUCUCAGCGAAAUGGAGUCUCGCAUGUUCUUCAGACAAAUCAUAUCAGCUGUGUCGUAUUUGCACGACAGUGGUUAUGCGCACCGUGACCUCAAGCCGGAGAACGUGCUCUUGGACAGGGAACAAAAUUUGAAAAUAAUUGAUUUUGGUCUGUGCGCUAAACCGCAAGGCGGCAUGGACAGUUUGCUGUUGACCUCUUGUGGAUCGCCCACUUACGCUGCUCCCGAACUCAUUCAAGGGGUCAAGUACCACGGUUCGGAAGUAGAUAUUUGGAGCAUGGGCGUAAUAUUAUACGCAUUGUUGUGUGGAUGUUUACCAUUUGAAAGUGACAAUAUCGACGAACUUUUCAAGAAAAUAUUACGAGGAAAAUACAUAGAACCAGGUUGGCUAUCGUCAGGUAGUAAACGUUUGUUGAGACGUAUGCUUUGUGUGGACCCAUUAAAGCGUAUACGAAUCAGUGAGUUAAUUAAUGACCCAUGGGUUAGACUAGGAUUUGGUUGUCCACCGUCCACAAAAACUCAUGAUAUUGAUCGAUGCAAGGACAUGGAAUGUCUUGAAGCAAUUAGUCAACAUUUCGACAUUGAUAAAGAAAUUAUUUGGUCACGUUUAUCAAAGUGGAAGUAUGAUUGUGAAACUGCUACUUAUUUGUUGUUAUUAAAUAAAAAAAAAAAUGGCUCUCCGUUAGUUUUAAAGAAAAAAGAAGUACCUAAUCAACAAUCAGAACUUAUUAUAAGAAGGCCAGUUGGUCUCCACACUCCAGGCCAAGAAAACAGAAGAAUAGUUGGACGUGCUGUUCGAAGAAAAAUAGAUGAAGUGACAUCUACUAUACCUGCUAAAAUCAAAAGAAAUACCAAUGUUGAAACUCCACAAGUGCAACCGCAAUGUUCAUCUAAUUUAAGUAGUCCUGCUGGAAAAAUAUUUUCAGGAUUAGACCGUGUCAGGAAAGCAUUGACACCAAGACGUCGUAUUACAACUCCAACACGAAAACAACCUGAAAUUUUGAAUAUCAAAAAAGAUUUAUGUAAUAUAUCAACUACGGUUUGUAAGGAUCCAGAAAAGGUGAUGAAUCAAUUGGAGAAAGCGUUGGCAAUGAAAAAUGUUAUUUGCUCAAGAAAAGGUUUUGUGCUUAGGGGCAAAUUAAAAAGUGAUGUGGCUGAUAAGGAAAAAUUGAAAUUAUCUUUUGAAUUAGAAAUUUGUUUGGUACCCUCAAUGAACAAAGAAAAUUUGCCAGUUGUUGCCAUUAAACGAAAGCGACUUAAGGGUGACUCAUGGAUGUACAAAAAAAUAUGCGAAGAGAUUCUAAAUUUUACUGGAAAGUGUGAAACUAUUCCAGAAUAAAACCUUUUUGGUUUUUGACUAUUUUAUUUUUGUCUUGAAAUUAUUUUCUGGAAUUUUUUGUAUUAAAAUUUAAAUAUAGUGAUAGGUUAAGAUGCAUUAAUGAUUAUCUAGUUUACUCUACAGUAUUAUUAAUUUAAUUUGAUUAUUUCAAGAUGACAAAAUGAGUAAUAUAUUAGUAGGUACAGAUUUUUCUUCAUGUAUUAUACCUAUUUUAUUUAUUGUUUUCUUGACCGUUUAUUAUUACAAAUAUGUUUAUAAUAAAUCUUUAGGCAUAAUAUAUUUACUUUAAUGGUGAUUAAAUAUGUUUGAACUUUUCUUCAGUCACUUAACUCUAUGCUUCAACUUUUUUCUUUUGCUUUGUCUACAAUUAUUUUACAUAUUAUUAUAAAUUACAAUUAUUAUAUUGUUUUCAACAUUUAAUGGGUAGGUUUAUUAUGUGAAAUAAUAAUUUAUAUAUUAUACUAAAUGAUGAUCAAAAAUAUAAUAAUAUCUUCUAUUAAAUAGAUUUAAGUUAUUUGUACAAGUUUGAUAUACUCUGUAGCUUUGUUAUAAUUUAUUAAAAUACAAAUCUGAAUUCCAUUAACAAAAAA
This is a messenger RNA of Acyrthosiphon pisum (pea aphid), 2477 nucleotides long. Its product is annotated as maternal embryonic leucine zipper kinase-like. Gene Ontology annotation, biological process: intracellular signal transduction; protein phosphorylation. NCBI's taxonomy places the organism in Eukaryota, Metazoa, Arthropoda, Insecta, Hemiptera, Aphididae. The transcript has a single exon. Bases 241 to 1887 code for a protein of 548 amino acids. Gene Ontology annotation, molecular function: protein serine/threonine kinase activity; ATP binding. The record is from RefSeq and is a predicted model, not a curated record. Gene Ontology annotation, cellular component: cytoplasm.